This is a messenger RNA of Nothobranchius furzeri (turquoise killifish), 3550 nucleotides long. Its product is annotated as gastrula zinc finger protein XlCGF26.1-like. Gene Ontology annotation, biological process: regulation of transcription by RNA polymerase II. The record is from RefSeq and is a predicted model, not a curated record. Gene Ontology annotation, molecular function: DNA-binding transcription factor activity; RNA polymerase II cis-regulatory region sequence-specific DNA binding. NCBI's taxonomy places the organism in Eukaryota, Metazoa, Chordata, Actinopteri, Cyprinodontiformes, Nothobranchiidae.
AUUAGUCCCAUUCUGAACACACAGGUGUUUUAUUCUGCGCCUCCACCAGGUGGUGCCAGUACACCUUUACGCUAGUCACCGACCACCGGAAGAAGCAGAAACAGGAAGCUGCUAGUUGUUGUUCUGGAGUGUGGAGAGAAUAUUUGAGGCUCUGCAGUAAAAAAUGUCUUCACUUCAGUCUCUGGGAGAGUUGAUCAGCUAAAGCGAUUAACUGCUAGUGCUGCAGAAAUCUUCUCACCAGGCUGUGGAAACUUUCUUCUCCUCCUCAACGACUUGGUGGAGUUCUUUCCGGAACCAGAGAAGAUAUUCUGCGGUCUUCGUGACAAUCGGAGCUCCAGAAUCAGGCUGUGGGUGUGAAAAGCUUUUCUCUAUAGACUUCCUGUCCUCUGGAUCUGCUGCUGUUCCGUUGGCCGCUCUGAGAAACGCGCUCGUUUUGCUGCUUUCAUCAGAUUGAAGAGGUUCCCUCUAUCAGACUCGCUCAUCUGAGUUGGUCAUGAUGCAGGAUCGCUGCUCGCUCUCUGAUCCAUCCUGCUCACACUCUCCGGAAAAGCCCCGAAUCUGAAUGUAACUCUGGAGGAAAAAGCGGUUAGCUCUACUCCGUGAACUCUGCUGUUAACUAAACACGGCUAAAGAAAACCUGCUACCACUUCAGCAUCAUCCAUCAGCUGGGACUGAUUCAUCGUGUGUUCUUCACCACCUGGACCCGGACAGCAUGGACACAGAUGUUCAACAGAUGGUGCAGGUUAAAGAAGAUCCUGAAGAACAGAGUGCUGGUGUGGACCAGCAGGACCCAGAACACCUCCACAUAAAGGAGGAAAAGGAGGAGCUCUGGACCAGUCUUAAGGGAGAGCAUCUCCAUUUGAUGGAGGAGACUGAUUCUGCCAGGUUUCAAUUCAGUGCUGUUUCUAUAAAGCGUGAGGGUGAUGAAGAGAAACGUCUGUUUUCACAGCUUCAUCAGCAGCAAAUAGAAGACAGAGAUGUUCCAACCAGCAGCUCAGCUGACCAGAUGACAGCAGAAACUGGUGGAGGAGCAGGAACUAGCAGGAACCCAGAUCUUAACCCUCAUGAACAAACAUCUGAUUCUUCAGAGACUGAAGUUAAUGGAGAUGAUGAUAUGAAUCUAGACUCUGGGAUGUCAGACUCUGGGUCUGAAACUGGAGACGAAGACUAUGACUGGAAUGAGAAAAGGUCUUCUGAGUCAGAUGUUAAGACUGUCAACAUAUCCUUUAGCUGUCUUGAGUGCAGUGAACGAUUUCAUGACAAGCAGUCUCUCCAGAAUCAUGUGAGAGUAACCAGUCAUUCAGCAAUAAGGUCUUCCAGCUUUUUGGUUAAUAAGAAAUCUGUUAGACUUAAGCAACCUGUAGACUCAUAUAGGAAAGUCCAGAAAGAACUAAAAUCAUUUAGUUGUGGUGACUGUGGAAAAAUAUUUGGGAAAAAAUCAAGUUUAAACAGUCACAUGACAGUCCACACAGGACAGAAACCUUUUGUCUGUGAGCUCUGUGGAAAAAUAUUUGGGAGAAAAUCAAAUUUAAACGAUCACAUGAGAGUCCACACAGGACAGAAACCUUUUGUCUGUGAGCUCUGUGGAAAAAUAUUUGGGAGAAAAUCAAAUUUAAACGAUCACAUGAGAAUCCAUACAGGACAGAAACCUUUUGUCUGUGAGCUCUGUGGAAAAAGAUUUACCCAAAAGCCGCCUUUAGACAAUCACACAAGAGUCCACUCAGGACAUAAACCUUUUGUCUGUGAGCUCUGUGGAAAAAGAUUUACCGAUAAGUCGACUUUAAACAAUCACAUGAGAGUCCACACAGGACAGAAACCUUUUGUCUGUGAGCACUGUGGACAAAGAUUUACCCAAAAGUCACAUUUAAACGAUCACAUGAGAAUCCACACAGGACAUAAACCUUUUGUCUGUGAGCUCUGUGGACAAAGAUUUAACCACAAGUCAACAUUAAAUGAUCACAUGAGAAUCCACACAGGACAGAAACCUUUUGUCUGUGAGCUCUGUGGAAAAAGAUUUACUCAAAAGUCGACUUUAAACACUCACAUGAGAAUCCACACAGGACAGAAACCUUUUGUCUGUGAGCUCUGUGGACAAAGAUUUACCCAAAGGUCAAAUUUAAACGAUCACAUGAGAGUCCACACAGGAGAUAAACCUUUUGCUUGUGAGUUCUGUGGAGAAAGAUAUGGACAAAAGAAAACUUUAUUCAAGCAUAUGAGUGUCCACACAGGAUAGAAACUUUCUGUUUGUGAGCUAUUUGGACAAAUUUAAAGUGACAGUGUGUACUUUCCCUGGCAAUAGGGGGCAGUACAUAUCUAAAUGAUUGCAAGCAGUAUUUUUGUGUUCGAGUAAGACGUCACUAAUGUAUGGCUAUUAGGGUAAAAACAUCUGCACUUUUCAAACUUGUACUUCAUCAGUUCUCUGCUGCUGGGGUGGGGGUUGGUUGUUUUUGCUCCCGACUGACCCACGUUCAGUUGUGUCAAGUAUUUUAGACUUCUGUGUUUUUACACUGCUUUUAACUCAUUCACUGCCAGCCGUUUCCUGAUCAGAAAAUCCCUUCGCUGCCAGCAUUUUUCAGCAUUUUCACUGUCUUUAAGAGUCACAGAAUGUUGCGUGGUAGGAUGAUGCCAACACCAAAACUAACAAAACAAAGAGUAGACUCACCUCUAAAAUCAGGAAGAAUCUGCGUGUUUCAAGCGUUAUCCGUUUUUUCAUAAUCCAUUGUUGAAUUGGGAUCGGCAGAAGCUUUUCCGGUUCGAGCCUCACUUUUUUUACAGCAACGGCCCAAAAUGAUCUCCUAACACAUGGAUUUUCUGCUUCCUGAUCACAUGAUGUGUGACGUACGCAGAUGAAGAUAGGCUUUAGAGCUGGGAUGUUUGUUCUCACGGUGCGGGGGCUCAUUCUGACGCCCACACAGUAAAAAAAUUUGCAGUUAAUGAGUUAAAUAUUAUGGUGGUAGGGUUAGGGUCAGGGUUGAGGGGGUUACAGACAGUGACUUCUUACUAGGCUUCCAGCAACAAAAUGGGGUUUAAUACAACAUUUAGUUGAUGUUAGGAAAAACCCUGACCUACUUAUCAAGCAGAGUUCUCUCACCCUUGCUGCUUAAAUGUGUUAGGAAAAACCUUGACCUAGUUACUUGUUUAACGUUUGGGUGUUUUCAGAAAACUCCUUUCGGCUCGAGGUGUUUUUCCAUUAGUUGAAGCAAACUGGUCAGACGGGAGGUUUCACGCUAUUUGUUUUCUGAGGCCAAGAAGGGUUUGUGGAAUUUGUGGGUGUGUGUGUUUUCAAAUAAAAGCUCUCCACAAGCUUUGGCUCUUUGUGAGAGGAAAAAUGGCUUCUGACUUCAGUGUGUCUCUGUGCCUUUCCCUCACCCGUUGCAAAGGAAGCUUUGUAAGCUUUGUAUUUUAAGGUUUGUUACAAUUUACCAAAUUAUCUGUAUGUCUUCGUCUUCGUCUUCCUCCGCUUAUCCGGGUCCGGGUCGCGGGGGCAGCAUCCCAACUAGGGAGCUCCAGGCCGUCCUCUCCCCGGCCUUGUCCACCAGCUCCUCCGGCA